AAAAAUGCGUGAUUGGGCAGUCUCCGGAUUAAAAGAUUGAAAAGAUUGAAAAGAUAAAGGUCUCCUAGACCACAGUAUCACGUUUAUAGGAAAGAAAUCGAAAAUGAUCAGUCUACCAAUCUUCUUGUUUUCCAUCCUCCUUGUUGCUGCCUCUGCCAUUGAGCCUCAAGCCAUCUGUUCCGCCGAUUACGGCAACUACACCCUCAACAGCGCCUACCACAAAAAUCUCAACCAGCUACUUUCUGCUCUGGCCGCCAAUGGUCCAGCCACCGGCUUCAACACCACGGCCGUCGGCAAAGGCCCCGAUCAAGUGUAUGGGCUUGUGCUAUGCCGCGGCGACGUCUCCGCUAAAGACUGCCGGAAGUGCAUCUCGGAUGCAGGCGCCGAUAUCACCAAGCGGUGCCCCGUACAGAAAGAGGGGACCAUUUGGCUAGACUACUGCAGCCUGCGCUACUCGAACGCUAGCUUCUUCGGGGUUAGAGAUGACGAGAUCAAUUACUUCUGGGACACGGACAACAAGGCGGACCCGGUUCGAUUCGCGGGGUUGGCGGGGCAGUUGUUGGCCAACCUAUCUAGCGUCGCAACCGCCAGUGGGUCUGGACUCAUGUUUGCGACGGGCGAGACAAGCUUCAAUAGGUCGAUCAAAAUAUACGGUCUGGUUCAGUGCACAAUGGACCUGACCAUAAGCGACUGCCGAACCUGCUUGGCCAAGGCCUCAGGCUUCAUUCCCAUGUGCUGCUCGCCCCAAUGGGGUGCAGUGCUCGUCUCUAGGACUUGUUAUACGAGGUACGAUACAUACAAGUUCUACUUCGCGUCCGCGGCACCACCACCGCCCAAUUCCUCCCCUCCUUUAGCCCGUCCGCCGCCACUGAAUCCCUCGAAACCGUCAGCGUCGUCUUCUGGUUCAGGCAAGAAAAGCAUUUUGGUGACAGUUAUUUCCAUUAUUGUGCCAUUAGUUGUGCUUCUCUCUGUCAUCUUUUGUGGCAUAUUAGCAAGGAAGACAAAUGCAAGUAAACACAAAGCCAAGGAAGACCUUGCAAACACAAAUUUAAAAAUAUUUGACUUGCAAACGAUCAAAGUGGCCACAAAUGAUCUCUCUGAAGAAAAUAAGCUUGGGGAAGGUGGCUUUGGUCCUGUAUAUAAGGGUACGUUAGAAGAUGGACAAGAGAUAGCAGUAAAAAGGCUCUCCACUCUUUCUGGACAAGGGACGACAGAGUUCAAGAAUGAGGUGCAGUUGGUUGCAAAGCUUCAGCACAAGAAUCUGGUUCGACUAUUAGGUUGUUGUUUGGAAGGAGAAGAGAAGAUACUUGUCUAUGAAUAUGUGCCCAAUACGAGCCUCAACAAAUUUAUUUUUGAUCCCAGUAAACACACAGAAUUUACAUGGGAGCAACUUUAUAGAAUCAUCACAGGGGUGGCUAGAGGACUUGUGUAUCUACAUGAGGAUUCUCGUCUCACAGUUAUUCAUAGAGAUGUGAAAGCCAGCAACAUUUUAUUAGAUGACAAUAUGAAUCCUAAAAUUGCAGACUUUGGGUUGGCGAGGCUUCUCCUCAUUGACCAAACACAUCAAGAUACCAACAAAAUUGUGGGUACAUAUGGAUACAUGUCACCAGAGUAUGCAAUGCAUGGCAAAUUUUCUGUAAAGUUAGAUGUCUAUAGCUUUGGAGUUUUGCUGCUAGAGAUUGUGAGCGGUAAGAGGAACAUGGCAUUCCAAGAACUAGGCGAUCAGGAUCUUUUGAGCUAUACCUGGAUGCUCUGGUCAGAGGGCAGAGCAUUGGAGUUGGUCGAUCCUAAACUGUUGGAGUCAUGUCCAAGGGCAGAAAUAUUGAGGUGCAUUCACGUUGGUUUACUCUGUGUGCAAGAGGAUCCAGAUGAUAGGCCAACUAUGUCGUCUAUUCUUCUUAUGCUUAAUAGCACAUCUGUAACACUCCAAAAGCCGUCAACCCCAGCAUUCGUAUUGGACAGAAGCAGAGGCUUAUCAAUUCUAAAUACAAGCAGCUCAGAUAUUUUAGAGUGACGAAUCCAAGGCGAGUGAUGAUUGACAUGUUUGUCGCAAAUUAGGGAUAUUACUGUCUGUGGAUUUGGAGGUUAUCAAGCCUGAAGUUGAAAAAAAAUUGUUCUGGUUUUGUCAGCUUGUGCCACUCAUUAUGUAAAAAUCUCCAUUUGGGUUCAAAAUGUCCUUCAAAUUUGGGUGUUCUUUUGCCAACUCAAGAUUAUCAUAGCCUUCAGCUUUGUUCGUUGGGUUGUAAAGUGUAUUCUGUAAGGGUUUAGAAUACGUGUCAAUGAAUAAAUAUGUUAUUUGAAUAUUUGGA
Messenger RNA from Nymphaea colorata (pocket water lily), 2309 nucleotides. Its product is annotated as cysteine-rich receptor-like protein kinase 10. Lineage: Eukaryota; Viridiplantae; Streptophyta; Magnoliopsida; Nymphaeales; Nymphaeaceae. Gene Ontology annotation, biological process: protein phosphorylation. The record is from RefSeq and is a predicted model, not a curated record. The coding region runs from base 104 to 2014 and encodes 636 amino acids. Gene Ontology annotation, molecular function: ATP binding; protein kinase activity. The transcript is spliced from 7 exons.